AUGCGAAAACUCACACAUUUGCUUCCGACACUGCUGGCGAUCAAUGGGGCUGCAUCCUCACAAGACCUCAAUUGGCGCAACAUAUUUCCGAAUCGCAACCUAGUCUAUCACGACUGCUACGAUGAAUUCAAGUGCGCCCGUCUCAUUCUACCACUCAAUUGGCUAGACAACAAAAGCAAUCACACAGUCACCAUUCCCAUCAUCAAGUUACCAGCUGUGGUUGCGGAAACCGACCCAACCUUUGGCGGCGCAAUCAUCACAAACCCCGGCGGUCCUGGAGAACCUGGCACAGAAUUCGUGGUAGAUUUCGGCCAUAAACUGCGCAGUGUAGCUGACAAACCUGGGAAACGACAUUAUGAAAUCAUCUCAUUUGAUCCUCGUGGGGUAGGAAACAGUGAGCCUGCCGCGAAUUGCUUCCCCGAUAACACGCUAGAUCGCAUUGUCUCUACAUUCGAGACGAGGGCAAAUGGCGCAAGUUUUCAAGGCCUUGAAGCCAUUCCAUAUGGUCUGGCUUUGCAAGACGUCUAUGGCAAGCGGUGCAAAGAGGCGGAUGAUCGACUUGAAGGGGGCAUUUUUGAGUACAUGAGCACUGCAAGUGUUGCUCGCGACAUUGUUGAAUUGGUAGAUAAAAUUGAGGAAGCUAGGGCAAAGGAUCAGCCUGCUAGUAGUGAUGAUUCGACGCGCACAGAGCUGCGUAAGAGAGCGAUGAAGGAUGUGAACCGUGUUCAAUACUGGGGGUUCUCAUAUGGGACUGUUCUGGGUAACGUUCUUGCAUCAAUGUUUCCUGAGCGGAUUGGACGAAUUGUUCUCGAUGGAGUUGUUGAUGCGGAAGAUUUUGUGGCCGGUCAGGGCUACGCACUCAGUCUUAUUGACACCGACAACAUAGUAGACAGCUUCAUCAACGGCUGCUUCAAGGCCGGCUCAUCAAAAUGUCGCAUGGUCCAGCAAAGUGAUGCAUCCGCAUCUGACAUCAAGUCUCGAUUCUCGAAAUGGUUUACCAACCUCGAACAAUCACCCAAGAUAGUGACCGUCCAAGGAACUACAUUCAUCAUCACGCGCGCUGAAGUAGGCCGCGCAAUUCUAUACAGCCUCUACAAACCGAUCCAGACAUUCAAGGACCUUGCGUCUGUUCUAGAAGACGGCAUGUCCGGUAAUUACACUAGCCUCGCAACAAGGAUGCUAGACAUGAACAUCAUCUCGAAACCCGUAAACGGUUGCCCCAAAGAUAACCAGCCCGUUCAAGGGUCCUCAGGUCUCGAUAGUAGGAAUGGAGUGGUAUGCGGCGACGGAUCUGAUGUUUCUCAAGAGUCCAUCACUUGGUGGCAUUCCUACUUCAAAGACCUACUCGACUUGUCGCCUAUUGCGGCGCCGUAUUGGAGUACCAUCCGCUUCACAUGCGCUAGAUGGCCGUUCAAGCCGAAAUGGACUUUCAAGGGUCCAUUUGGCACACCUAAGCAUGAUCCAAGGGUGACGCCCGGGAAGCCAGCUGCUCCUAUACUCUUUGUCUCGAAUCGGCUGGAUCCAGUGACGCCUCUUGCUGGGGCGCGCAAAAUGGUCAAGAAGUAUCCCGGUGCUGGGCUCGUGAUUCAGGAGAGCCUGGGACACUGUGCGCUUGUCAAUGGGGAGAGUUCGUGUUUGAGUAAGCAUAUAGCUGAUUACUUUGAGACUGGCAAGGUGCCGAACGAGGUCAGUUGUCAUGUUCGGUGUGGACCUUGGGAUACUGGUUGUGAUGUUGAAGGCGUUGCGUUAAAGAAUCGGCAUAGCAUGUUGGGAGUUUGGUCAACGGCCACCAGCACGAUGGACAGCAGAAAAGCCAACUAG
This is a messenger RNA of Pochonia chlamydosporia 170, 1821 nucleotides long. Its product is annotated as proteinase. Bases 1 to 1821 code for a protein of 606 amino acids. The record is from RefSeq and is a predicted model, not a curated record. The transcript is spliced from 2 exons. NCBI's taxonomy places the organism in Eukaryota, Fungi, Ascomycota, Sordariomycetes, Hypocreales, Clavicipitaceae.